Messenger RNA from Mus pahari (shrew mouse), 2081 nucleotides. RefSeq names its product L-amino-acid oxidase-like. Gene Ontology annotation, biological process: amino acid catabolic process. The transcript is spliced from 7 exons. Bases 1 to 1872 code for a protein of 623 amino acids. Gene Ontology annotation, molecular function: L-amino-acid oxidase activity; polyamine oxidase activity. The record is from RefSeq and is a predicted model, not a curated record. Lineage: Eukaryota; Metazoa; Chordata; Mammalia; Rodentia; Muridae.
AUGGCCAGUCCUCCUUCAUCCCUAGGCAUUCGCUUACCUGCCCUAUCCAUAGCUAUGUUCCCAGGCUGGCUGGCUCUCAUCUUCUUGUCUGUGCUGAGCUUGGAUACCCAGGCCUUCAACAGCAAGCUUGUCAAGUGCUUUGAGGAUCCGCAGUAUGAAGAGCUGCUGCAGCUGGCUCGAAAUGGACUGGGACAGACAGCCGAGAGGAAGCAAGUGGUGGUGAUUGGGGCAGGCAUGGCUGGGCUCACUGCUGCCAAGGUCUUGCAGGAUGCCGGCCACCAGGUGACCGUGCUGGAGGCCUCAGGGCGGGUAGGUGGCAGAAUCGAGACUCACCGAGUUCCUGGAGCACACUGGUAUAUAGAGCUGGGUGCCAUGAGGAUCCCUAUCAAUCACAGGCUUUCUCAUGAGCUCAUCAAAAAAUUUGGCCUGAUGCUAAAGGAAUUCUGCCCUUGCAACAACCAGACCUGGGUGCUGGUCAACGGAGUUCGGCAGCGCUCGGGGGCAGUGCAGGCCGACCCUAGCCUGCUGGGUUACUCUGUGAGAGCUGACGAGGUGGGGAAGACGGCAGAACAGCUCUUUGAUGCUUCACUGAGAAAGAUCGUGGAAGAGCUGAAGAACAGCAGCUGCCAGGAGGUCCUGGAGAAGUAUGACUCCUUCUCCACCAAGGAGUACCUGAUCAAGGUGGGGAACCUGAGCCGAGGGGCCGUGCAGAUGAUCGGGGACAUGCUGAACACAGACUCCGGUUACUAUGAGGCCUUUACAGAGACCCUGCGUGGCAUCAUCUCCUUUUUCCAAGAGCCCCGGGACUGUGGCCUCAGCCCUGCUUCAAGGGACACUGGUCAUCUUUCAGCCCGGGGAAGACUGGGCCGCAGGGAUGUAAACCCAAGACUCCCGUCACCACUGGUCACCAACCAUGUGAUCUGUAGCUAUAAAGAUAAAAGGGCGCCAGGGACGGAGUCAUUAUCCAGUUCAGGCAGCCUGUUCUCCAAAGGGCCUGUCCAUCAACCCACUCAUCUCCUUCUCUGCCGGUUCAUUCUCAGGUUCGAUGAAAUCGUUGGAGGCUUUGACCAACUCCCCCAGGCCCUGCACAAUUCUCUCCUCCCAGGGACUGUCUGGUUCUAUUCACCAGCGGAGGAAGUGGAGAUGUCUGGAGACUGUGUUCACGUCACCUACAGGACCCCUGACCCUCUGCAGCCCAGGGCGCGGUUGACUGCGGAUUUUGUGGUGGUGGCCACCACUGCUAAGGCUGCCCGCCUCCUUCGAUUCCAGCCACCGCUCUCUCUCAGCAAGCAGGAUGCUCUGCGCUCCGUCCACUACAAUAGUGCCACCAAAGUGAUCCUGGCCUGCACACAGCGUUUCUGGGAACGAGACGGCAUUUCCAGUGGCAAAUCUAGCACCGACCGACCUUCCCGUUUCGUCUACUAUCCCAACCACAUCUUCCCCAAUGGUGCGGGGGUCGUCCUGGCAUCUUACACCCUAGAUGAUGACUCUGUGUUCUUCACAGCCCUGGACCACACUCGGGUAGUGGAUAUUGUUCUGGAUGACCUAGCUGCUCUUCACAACCGUGCCAAAGAAGAGCUCCGUGCUCUCUGUCCUUAUUCUGCCAUCAAGAACUGGAGUCAAGACCCUUAUUCCAUGGGUGGCUUUGCCUUCUUCACCCCUUACCAAUAUGUGGACUAUGCCCAGGAACUCAGUCAGCCGGAAGGGCUGGUCUUCUUCGCAGGGGAGCACACAGAUCUGCCUCAUGGCUGGAUCGACACUGCUAUCAAGUCAGGACUCAGGGUGGCAAAGAACAUUCAGGAAUCUGUGGACUUGGCUUUGACAAGGAACCCCAGAAAUACAAAAGAAUACUUCUCCAAAAGUGAACUGUAAGCGACUAUAUGGGUCUCAGGAACUAGGGGGAAUUCCAAAAAAGUUUGUCCAUUAGGAGACAAUGCAAAACCUACUCUCACUUCGCUCUGAGACUUGACCUGAGGCCCACAACUGGAGACCUAAGGUGACUGACUGCCUGUGACCUUGGAUUUAUGACAGGAGCUCAGCAAGAACUUGUGGCAUAGAGAUUAUAAACAAUAAAGUUGACU